AAGUAGCUCUCAUUGACUUACAGAGAACAACAAAGCCACACGGGUAGGAGCCAUUAACCUGAGUCAGUGAACCAAAAGAAAAAAAAAAGAGGGACGGAGGUGUACUGCGCCCAUCAGCGCUUGCAAUGGCGGACGCCGAGAAGACGAGAGAAGCCAAUUCCAAUUCAGGGAUAAACUCGAACUCAGGUCAAAGUAAACGGCCGUCGCGUGACGGUUGGCGACUCGUGAUUAUUGCAGUGGACGAUGAAAUUGUCGGCAGGAAUGCACUAGAGUGGUACCAUGACAACAUCCAUCGUCCUGAUAACCUGGUGCACGUAUGCCAUGUGCCGAACUUCCGUGACAAGGUGGAGCCGAAUAUGGACCCUGUGGCCAUUCUGAGACUGAUGAAGAAUGUUAACAACUUCGCAGAAGGUCUCAAAUAUAUUUACGAGGGUCUUCUGUGUGAAUUGCAGUCCCAAUACAUCAGCUACGGAUUUAACCACCGCCGACCUCAUCAUGGGCAGCAUGACGCGUGACCUCCUGGUGCACUGCCCAGUGCCUGUACUGGUAGCCAGACCCCCAGAACAGCCGAAACCACGCGCCACCGGACCUAUGUAGGUCACCGUCACCUGGCAGGCUGAGCUGCAUCCUCCGUUGAAAUUUCUCACUUCAUCUCUCUCUCUCUCUCUCUCUCUCUCUCUCUCU
Messenger RNA from Aplysia californica (California sea hare), 684 nucleotides. RefSeq lists its product as uncharacterized. The record is from RefSeq and is a predicted model, not a curated record. NCBI's taxonomy places the organism in Eukaryota, Metazoa, Mollusca, Gastropoda, Aplysiida, Aplysiidae.